This is a messenger RNA of Halichondria panicea, 1349 nucleotides long. RefSeq names its product leishmanolysin-like peptidase. The coding region runs from base 117 to 1328 and encodes 403 amino acids. Gene Ontology annotation, biological process: cell adhesion; proteolysis. Gene Ontology annotation, cellular component: membrane; cytoplasm. Gene Ontology annotation, molecular function: metalloendopeptidase activity. Lineage: Eukaryota; Metazoa; Porifera; Demospongiae; Suberitida; Halichondriidae. The record is from RefSeq and is a predicted model, not a curated record. The transcript is spliced from 13 exons.
AUUAUAGUUUGGACUUCAUUUUAGGUGCUUCCUGCAUGUAUACCUGCAUGAGCAUGCACUUAUAUAAGCUGCUGUAUGUGACAAAAAAAUAGAAAAUUUAACUGGACUGAUUCAUCAUGGACUGGCUGUCACUAAUGUGUGCCUGCAUUGCUCUCUGCGUGAUGGAAUCCUCGGUAACAUCUGCAACCUCAUGUAUUCAUCAACCAUCUCAGAUAAUAGCCAAUGUUGUCCAAAACACAAACAGCAGUGACGGUCGGGAAAAAAGAGAAACACAUGAGCCACUCAGGACUCACUUCCACUAUGAUAACAGUAUCAAUACAAUGUUGGACUCGACUCAACGAGGACGUCUACAGAAUGUCGUGAUUCCUGGUUUGGAUAAUUUCUUUAAAUCUGCUCUCUCUGUUAUCAGAGCCACCAGUCCCAUUCUGCUUGAGCGAGGUUGUGUUGAUCAGCAAUAUUUCUUGCCUGUUGGUAACCCACGAGAGUGUGUCUCACAGUGUUUAAACCCACCAAUGUGUGGUCUGACACAAAUCCCAGAGGAGCACCUGAAGAGGUGUGUUGAGUGCAAUGAUGAUGAUAACUCCUGUGACACCAGGCCUGGUACUGUGGAUGGUGCGGGUGUGCCCAACACUGACCUUAUCAUUUAUGUGUCUGCUGUCUGUACUGAAACUGAGGUUGAGGGAGGACUGCUGGCAUUCGCUAGCUGCUGUGAACUUGAGAAUGAGUUGGAUAGACCCAUUGCUGGUUACAUCAACUUCUGUCCUUCUCCGUUCGCUGAUCUCACUGAUGACGGAGCCAUUGCGCUGGGGAUUCAUGAAGUUAUGCAUGCAAUAGGAUUUAGUUCUAGUCUGUUUCAAUGGUUUCGUGAUGAAAAUGGCAAUCCCAGGACUGCAAGAGACCAGGAUGGUUUUCCUCCAAGUGUCCCAAGUACCAACACAGUACGGACAGAGACGUACACCGACUGGUCCACCAGAGAUAGCCUCGUCAAUCAUGAAGUGACACUCUUGGUCACUCCUAAUGCUGUGGAGCAAGCUCGACUGCACUACAACUGUUCUAACAUCAUUGGUGUUGAGUUAGAGAACCAGGGCGGAGGAGGAACAGCUGGUUCUCACUGGGAGCAGAGGAUUAUGGGGAAUGAAGGAAUGACAGGGGUCACACUGUUCACCUGUCCUUUCUCAAGGAUCACUCUUGGGCUCUUUCAGGAUACUGGGUGGUAUGUUCCCAAUUACGAGGUGGCUGAUGCCUUUGCUUGGGGUCUCAACUCUGGCUGUACAAUUCCUCACGGCAGCUGUAGGGAGUAUAUUACUCAGCAGCAAGAAAGAUUAUAAUUAUGCAGAUAAUAAUUUGAG